AUGGCCUCUCCGCCGCCGGCCGGCGCGGUGCCUCCCGUCUUCGACGACGACACUGUCGCUGCUAACAUCCACCCGGACGACCACGACGAUCCUAUUGUGGCGGACAUGGACGAGGACGGCGACUCUGCAAUCGAUGUGGCAGAAAUCGAACGUCUGGACCUUCAACACCAUGUUCUCACACUCACAAUCGAGGGCAACCACUGCCUGUGUCCCAAGAACAAGGGUGCUCGGCGUGUCCUGGACUUGGGCACAGGCACAGGCAUUUGGGCCAUGGAAUACGCCGACGCUCACCCUGACGCCGAAGUCAUUGGUGUGGACUUGAGUCCAGUGCAGCCAGAAUUCGUGCCGCCAAACUGCUACUUUGAAAUCGACGACCUCGAACGGGAAUGGACCUGGGACCGUCCCUUUGACUUUAUCUUUGCCCGCAUGAUGGCCGGUUCCUUUACGGACAACGGCGCCGUCGUGCAAAAGGCCUACGAACAACUCGAGCCGGGCGGCUACUACGAGGCCCAGGACAUGGCCCUACCCCUCGGCUGCGACGACGGCACCCUCAAAAAGGACUCCGACCUCUGGAUCUGGAUGGGGCUCGUCAUCGAGUCCAUGGAGAAGCUCGGCCGCCCCGUGGUCUCCGCCCAGCAGUGGAAGCCCCUCAUGGAGCAGUGCGGCUUCGAGGACGUCACCCAGACCAUAUACAAGUGGCCCAUCAACCGCUGGCCGCGCGACAAGAAGUACAAGGACCUGGGCAUGUGGAGCCUCGCCAACAUGGACUCGGCCCUCGAGCCCAGCUCGCUCGCGCCGCUGACCCGUGCUCUCGGCUGGUCCCGCGAAGAGGUUCUUGUUCUUGUCAGCAAGGCCCGGAAAGUCCUGCGCGACACCAGCGUCCACGCCUACUGGCCAAUCUACGUUGUCUACGGCCGCAAACCGCUCAACGCGCCUGCCGCUCAGCCCACCGACGCCACCGUAUCGCUCCCCGAGGCCAGCUCACCGCAACCGGAGCCCGAAGCCCUACCCGCCUCCCUGCCCGCUGAGACGCCUGCGCCUGCACCCGCACCUGCACCGGUACCUGUGGCUGCACCAGUCGUCCAGUCUGCUGCCGCACCGGCUGUUAUAGAGGCACCAGCCGCAGACGUGGUAGAAGCUGCACAAGUCGCAGAAGCGGUAGCACCAGCACCAGCACCAGCACCAGCAGCACCAGCACCAGCAGCAACGCAAGGACAAGCAACCGAAGAAGCAACAUCAACAGCAACCGCAACCGCAACCGCAACCGCAACGGCGACAGCUGCAGAACCCUCUGGCACUCCUCCAAACGAGGAAGACGAAGUCGUGCCCGCACCACAAGCAGCAUCGUAA
Molecule: messenger RNA, 1350 nt
Organism: Sporothrix brasiliensis 5110
Lineage: Eukaryota; Fungi; Ascomycota; Sordariomycetes; Ophiostomatales; Ophiostomataceae
Product: methyltransferase domain containing protein
Exons: 7
Coding region: 1-1350 (449 amino acids)
Molecular function (GO): methyltransferase activity
Source: RefSeq, a predicted model, not a curated record